UUUGCGCCUAUGGAGCUGUGGUUUAUCAAAACUUGAGUACGCAAUGAUCACAACAUGUUCUAACAGGAAUGUUAGUCCAAGCUGAAUUGUACUCGAUAAUAUCCGCAGUCGUGAAAUUCUGGAAACAUGGUGCCUAUAAAAGAAAAAAAACCGAAUAUUCUUCCGCGCCAUAUAUAUAUAUGUAUCAGGUAUGUAGAUCACAGUAUGCGCACACACAUACACGCAAAAAAAAAAAAUAAAAAAUAAUAUUCUAAAACGAACAUACUCGAGUGGUAGAGGCAAUCGAUUGUUCUUCCGACUUCGACGGACGAGCGGAAACGUUCCUGCGCCGCGCGUUCAGAUUGACGCGUGCCUGGCUACGAACGGGCCCGGUAGCCGUAGGGCGUGAAUCGACGGUCGGUUGACGGUUAACGGUGGCCGCAGAAUCAGUGCUCGCCUGUCCACGGUCGGAUCCGAUGGUCACGGGGCGCAGAUCGACAGGCGGCGGAGGGGGCUCUGCAGCCAGCGCAGCAAUCACGGAGGCAUACGUGUCCCUCCACCCUUGCUCGUACAUGGCCCACAUAACUUCAUCAGCCCUAAGACGUUCGAUGUCCAUACUGGCGACAUCGGACACGGUCAACGAUGGCGGCGGUGUCGAACCCGAAGGUCCGUCGCUCGCGAUCGCUCUUCUUUCCUCGGUCAUCUUGAAUUCUGGUGCAAUUUGAUCGAUGAAGUACAAUGUUCGUGACGGUGUCAGAAACGGUUGUGAGCUAAUUCGAAAGCUUUUCCAAAUACUCGGAUUCCCGUUGUCAAUUGGCAACCAGAUAAAUUUACAUUCCGUUAGAGUAAUGAUGGCCAGCAUCGAGAACGACAACAAAACCAGUACCGUUUAUGAGAAAAAUUUAACAGUAUGUGAAGAUAUUCAUGUAGAUGAUAUAGGCAAUGAAGAUAAAGCAUUAGAUAUUAUUAUUCCAGAUUUAAAUACUUCAAUGUUAAUGGUGAUCAUGAUAAUAUAUCUGCGUGCAAUGGUUGCUUUGAAGAUAAAACACUGACCCUAGUAGAAGAUUUAGAUAAAAUGUCAAACCAAUAUGAAAGAUUUCCUCAUGAUCCAGCUUUACUUUUAUGUUCAAAUAUUUCAAUUGAACGUUUUUCACAAAUUGUACUUCAAGAACCAUGUCAACCACAACCAACCUAGUUAAAAAACGGUAUAUUUCCUUUAAGAAAACAAGGAAAACAUUCAAGGUUGUUCCAUGAGCAACAUUAUUUUAAAAAGAUUGCAACUGGAAAGUUUGUUAGACGUAAAUGGUUAUCUUAUUCUCCAACUGAGGAUAAAGUUUAUGGUAUAGUGUACAAAUAAUUUGGCACAACAGAUAGCAAAUCUAACCAACUUGCUAGAAAUGGUUCAAACGACUGGAGACAUAUUUUUUAUAAACUUGAUAAUCAUGAAGCAUCACCAAACCAUUUGCAGUCAAAGGUUAGAAAAGUAAUGUAUUUGAAUAAUCAAAGAGUAAAUAUAAAAUCUUUAUAAAACUCUAUUACCAAAGUUACUGAAAAUAGAGAGAUUGUAAAAAUAAUAUUAGAAGUGUUACUAUAUCUCACUCGUCAAAAUUCAUCUUUUAGAGGUCAUGAUGAAUCAUGGCUAUCUAAAAAUCAGGGAAAUUUCUCUUGAAUUUAUUAAGCUUUUAAACAAUUCGCUAUAAGCAAAGGCCUUACUGAAAUAGAUCUUCCUCAAGAACGAGUUUGACGCAAAAAAAGGAUGCCAGGUGAAAAUACAUCCGAUCAUUAUGUUACAAAACAAGAUGAUAAUGAUUUAGAUCUAUACAAUUGGUAGGUAU
Molecule: messenger RNA, 1814 nt
Organism: Sipha flava (yellow sugarcane aphid)
Lineage: Eukaryota; Metazoa; Arthropoda; Insecta; Hemiptera; Aphididae
Exons: 3
Coding region: 708-1031 (107 amino acids)
Source: RefSeq, a predicted model, not a curated record